AAUUUUAGCAUACACCCCCCAAUGCUUUCCAAUUAUAUAUAAGAGAGCUUCAUUUUUGUAUUUGACAACCAUGUAUGGUUGGCAUUUUAGUGUCAAAACCACCUCAGAUCGCUCUGCCCCCCAAGCUAAAAUAGCAUAUAGCCAAUUCUACAUACAUGCAAAUUUAACCACCAAUAUUUUAGGACAUUACCUUUGUUUUCAACGGUCUCAGAAAGGUAAAUAAAAGUUGGACUUAAAAGGAACCCUCGUUUUCAUCUUUGGUUCUUUUUGAGUUCCAACACCUUCCUUUGCAAAUUCAUUCUCAUCUUGGUGAAAGGACUAUUCAGGCUUCAUAAAGGAUCUUGAAUUCCAGGGCCUUUCUUGAAACAUCAAGCAUUAAGACACGGUUUGCAGGUGAGAAAAAAGAAUACAAUGAGCUUCAGAAUCAGAGAUAAUCAGCCCAAAGAUGCGAGUUCUCCAAGAGGAGAGGCUGCAGAGAUUGACACAAGGGCACCAUUCCAAUCUGUCAAAGCUGCUAUUGGUUUAUUUGGUGAAGUAGCUGUCUCCAGGGAAAGACGUUCUAAUUCUAUCAAGAGAAGAUCAUCAGAGAAUGUACUAGAAAAGGAGACUCAGCUUCUCUUGGCCCAAAGAGAACUGAACAAGAUAAAGAAAAAGCUUGAAAGUGCUGAGAAUACAAAAUCUAAAGCACUUAUUGAGCUUGACAAGGCCAAUGUGACACUUCAGGAACUGACAAAGAAGCUCACCAGUGUGAGAGAAUCUAAGCAAUCAGCAAUGGAAGCAGCUGAAGCUGUGAAGAAUCAGGCCAAAGAACUUGAAAGGGCACUAUCCCAAAAAGCUAUAGGAUAUGAAGCUUGGAAACAAGAAUUAGAACAUGCAAGAAAGGAAUAUUCAACCACAGUAAAGGAACUAGAUGCUUCCAAGCAAGAACUCAACAAAAUAAGGCAGGAUUUUGAUGCUGCAUUAGAGGCAAAAUUGGCUGCAUUCCAAACUGCAGGAGAAGCUCAGCGUUCAGCGAAAUUGAACUCUGAAAAGCUUAGUGAACUCUCAAAGGAAAUAGCAACCAUGAAAGCAUCAAUUGAACAGUUGAAGCUUGCCUCUUCACAGGCCCAAGAAGAACAAGCAAAUACCAUGAGAGAAAGAGAGGAGAAACUAAGUUAUUACAAAAGUGCAAAGGAAGAAGCAGAGUCGAAAUUAGUGGCUCUAAAGAAUGAGUAUGACCCUGAACUGACACAAAAUCUGGAGGCCAAACUUGCUGAAACAAGUGCAGAGAUUCAGGAGCUUCAAGAGCAGAUGAAAGACAAACAUGCUUCUGAGAUGGAUUCUGUGAAGCUGAUAACUUUGGAGAUUAAAGAAGCCACAGAGACACUGCAGCAAGUUUCUGAAGAAGAAACCUCCCUGAGGAACCUUGUAGCCUCCCUUAAGGAAGAAUUAGAACAAGUGAAGAAAGAGCAAGAGGAACUCAAGGAGAAGGAACACGCAGCAGAAGCUCUUGCUGCUAACUUAACUGGUGAAAUACAAAGUACCAAGGACGAGACAGAUUCUAUGGAGAACAAUAAUUCUGAUGCCAUUCAUCAGUUAAAUUUGAAAAUUGAGCAACUUUCAUUUGGGACAGAAAAUGCAAGAAGAGAAGAAGAAGAAAUGAGAACAAAAGCUCAAGAGCUGAAGCAAGAAGCUGAAAAUUCCAGAGCUGUGGCUGAAGAAAUGGAGCAGAAGCUAGAGGUUAUCUUGAAACAAGCCGAAGAAGCGAAAGCAGCAGAGCAAAAAGCCAUUGAGGAAAUGAAAAUGUUCUCUGACUCACAAGGUGGAAGAGUCUCAGUUUCAGAUUCCAAUGGUAAGAUCAUACUGACAGUUGAGGAGUUUGCAUCUCUGAGUGGGAAAAUUAAGGAAUCUGAAGAUUUGAUUGAGAGGACAGAAGCAGCUUCCAUGGCUCAGGUGGAAGCAAUCAACACAAGGAAAAUUGAAGUGGACAAAAAAGUGGAAGCUAAUCUUAAAGCAAUUGAAGAAAUAAAGGCUGCAACAGACUUGGCUUUGAGGAAUGCAGAGAUGGCAGAUUCUGCAAAACUUGCAGUUGAGGGUGAACUCAGGAAGCGGCGCAAUGAAGAACAGAAAAUGGAAUCUGAUUUUCAAUUCUCAGAUACUUCAAGGCCAAUAUCUCUGCGCAGCUAGAAGUGGAACCUUUCAGUAUCAGAUAUGUUGAUGAGUUCAUCAAAAGAAACACAAGAAAUUGCAGCAUUGGCUUUUUGCCUUUCUUGGGAGUUGAAAGAAGCUCUUUCAACUGCAUGAUCAUUCAUGUGUCAGCAACAUCCCAGUUUGCUUUGAAAGCAGUUUCAGUGUUUCCAUCAUCCAGGAAAAAAAACUGUGCAGAUGUGAAUGCUCAUUGUCAACAUUCUGGUUUCUCGAGUUCCUUGGCCCUUAUAGAGAAGACUAAGUUUUUCCCGGUUUCAGGGGGAAAAAAUUUAGAUGUAACAUGUUCUUUAGGUUUCAUUAUUUACAACCAUAUUAAGGUGAAGAAUAGAAGCUUGAAGUACAGAAAUAAAACGUGUAAAUUCGUUUCAUUCAACAUGUUUAUAUUUUCAAAAUGUAA
Lotus japonicus is the source of this 2584-nucleotide messenger RNA. RefSeq names its product WEB family protein At1g12150. The coding region runs from base 412 to 2166 and encodes 584 amino acids. The record is from RefSeq and is a predicted model, not a curated record. The transcript is spliced from 3 exons. Lineage: Eukaryota; Viridiplantae; Streptophyta; Magnoliopsida; Fabales; Fabaceae.